Messenger RNA from Tricharina praecox, 894 nucleotides. RefSeq lists its product as uncharacterized. The transcript has 2 exons. The record is from RefSeq and is a predicted model, not a curated record. The coding region runs from base 1 to 894 and encodes 297 amino acids. Lineage: Eukaryota; Fungi; Ascomycota; Pezizomycetes; Pezizales; Pyronemataceae.
AUGCCCACCACCACCUCGUUCACCGGCCCCCACCCGCCGCGCACCCCGGGCGCCCGCGGCGAAAACAUGCGCGUGCGGCUGACGAAGCCGGAAAAGCUCGAGAUCAUGAAGAUGUGCGUGGAGCACGGGGCGGAGUACUCAGUUCCGGGCGGGCGAGGCGCGUUCUGGGAGAAGAUCGCGCAGCUGGCAAGCGAGAAGACCGGCCGCGACGUGAGGAAUCCGAGCCAGAUGGUUAGGAAGUUGCUGGAUAUGUAUAUUGCCGGCGUGGGACGCACCGGCGAGCUGGGAGUGUGCAUGGAGGCCUGGAAGAAACGGGUCGAUGAGAGUGGUGAUGGUAGGGGCGUGACGGGACUCAAGCGUAAACGGCGGAUUUCGGAAAUGUCUACGGCUCAGGCGGUGGGUAUGCGUGAUGCAGCACGCGGUGAAGACGAUACUGGAGACACGGAAGACGAGGAAUCGCCGGUCGCUCCUCAAAGAACCGUUACACGAGGAGUGGCAAAAAAAAAGAGUAUUGCAACCACUCCUUCGCUGAGGCAAGCCAGGCCUCGAGGAUGGAGGCAACAGUUCGCCGAAGCCGAAGCGAGACGACGGGCACAGAAGUAUCGCGAUGAGAUGGAGCAGAGGGGGCUGGAUGGGCAGAUGGAGCGGGAAAUCGCGCAUGUGCUGCAGGCACCGACAGAUCCGAGGAUGAAGAUACUGAAAAAUGCUACAGAUCACAGCGUCGGACCGCAACCGCAACCGCAGCCACCACGUCUCGAGCGCUCGGAUAUGGCGAGGAUUGCCGAUUGUAUCGAGCGGAUUGAUAAAGCAAUGGACGAGAUUAAGGAUAAUACCAGAGCGAUCCUCGCCGUUCUAAAGGGCUCGGCUUCCGGAGGGCACGGUAUGAUGCAAUGA